AUGCCACUAGCUCUCGUCCCAAAAAUUGAAGGUUACGAUAUUUUACUACCAAGACGUUCAGCUAACUCAUUCUUAGGUGAAACCCUUGCUUCAAACGCUACAGACGACCAAAGAAUCAAAGCUGGUUUCUUCAAAGUUAUCCCAGGUGAGCCAUUAGUUCAUACUUACGAUGCUGAUGAGUUCAAAAUAAUUACUGAAGUUCACAAUGGUACUUUCCACUUAUCUGAUGAAACUGGACAAGCUAUUGAAGCUCAAGUUGGUGAUGUUAUCUUAUUAGACAAGGGUGCUACUAUUACUUUUGAAGUUAAAGGUGGUGAAGAUGCUUACGCUCACGCUUUCUGGGUUAUCCGAAAGGCUUAA
Messenger RNA from Hansenula ciferrii, 360 nucleotides. RefSeq lists its product as uncharacterized. The transcript has a single exon. The record is from RefSeq and is a predicted model, not a curated record. NCBI's taxonomy places the organism in Eukaryota, Fungi, Ascomycota, Saccharomycetes, Phaffomycetales, Wickerhamomycetaceae. The coding region runs from base 1 to 360 and encodes 119 amino acids.